Messenger RNA from Erinaceus europaeus (western European hedgehog), 2539 nucleotides. Its product is annotated as endogenous retrovirus group S71 member 1 Env polyprotein-like. The transcript is spliced from 2 exons. Bases 407 to 2407 code for a protein of 666 amino acids. The record is from RefSeq and is a predicted model, not a curated record. NCBI's taxonomy places the organism in Eukaryota, Metazoa, Chordata, Mammalia, Eulipotyphla, Erinaceidae.
UUUGAUUUCGCUCUUUAACAUUUGGAGGCCCCAGCGAGAUAUCCUCAGACGGAGGCUCCUGAGGACACCCCAUCCUGGGUCCGGAUCCUAGGAAAAACCUUGGAAGCUUUUGCCCGGCGCCGGCCUUGCAGGUGGUGCGAGGAAAAGCCAGAGCCGCCGUCCGGGACGAAAAGCCUGGGACCCGGAGGGAGGAAAGCCGAGGCCAAGUCCCCUUGUUCGAGCCUGGUGAUUCCGUACUGGUGAAGAAGCUGCAUCCUGACCAUCUCGAAGCCCGGUGGGAAGGACCAUACACCGUGAUUCUGAGUACGCCAACUGCUGCUAAGGUUGCCGGGAAACGACACUGGAUUCAUCAUACUCGCCUGAAGAAAUUUGUGGCGGACCCCCCGGAAAUAGAGAAUCUGAGGAAAUGGUGUGCCGUAGCCACCCCAGACCCAAUGAAGGUCCGCUUGGUCUCCUGCUAACUUGUGUGUGUGUUUUGCCUGGUGCACUUCUGUUUUACCUCUGCCACUGCCCAAGCUCACAUGCCUCCCACCCCCGAGUGUCCUCUCUGUAUGUAUGGGAGCUGAAAAACAAAGAGGGAAAGAUGGUCGCCAACCAACUAACUGCCGGGCAGCCUAUAUUCACUCUUGAUCUGUGUGAUCUAUUUGAUGCCAACUGGACCAGGGUAAUCUAUGCCGGCCAGACUGCAACCGGAGGGACUACUAUAGAUGGGGGGUGUGGCUCCAUUGACCUGGAGGCUCGCCUUUGGGACAGACCCUAUUAUGUAUGUCCCAAAGAAGACAGCCCCACCAACUGCAGAGGAGAACCAUAUUUUUUCUGUGGGUUGUGGGGGGAAUGUCUGACAGCAUCUCCAGGGAGGGAUGGUGAUAAGCACCUGAAAGUCACAAGAGUGAUUCGACCAGGUGGCCCGACCGAACCAGGUACUUGCUAUAUUGGAGACUGUAACCCUGUGGAGGUGACGGUCAAAACUUGGAAUGAGACUGAUUCAUGGAUGAGAGGGAGAAUGUGGGGCAUUAAGAUUCCUUUUUCUGAAAAGGACUUUGGGACAUUAUUCACUAUUCAACUGCGGAUGCUGCCAUGGACUCAGAAUCCUAUUGGGCCCUUGAGACCCAUCAUUUUAGGAGAAGACCCCCGACCUACUCUCUCCCCCUCUCUACGGAUGGGUGGAGAGAAUGAGACUAAUGGGGAUCAGACUGACAUUGCACCAAGUGGCACUAAACUGACUGACGCAGAACCUUUGCACCCCAGGGUGAAGCCACUAGUGAAAACUGUAGAAUUAAUGUAUUACCUUUUGAAUGAGUCUGACCCUAACAUAACCAGAAACUGCUGGCUGUGUUUACACCCUGAGCCUCCUUAUUACAUAGGUGUGGCUGCCUCUGCAGGAAUAGGUAGCCAGAAGGGAGACAUAAGGAAGCUGGCUCUAUCCUCUAGCAACUCUAAGGGCCCAGAAUGUAAGUGGGGAGUACAGCCCCACAUGACACUGGGAGAUAUCCAGGGAACAGGAACUUGUAUUAUCACAGCCAACUAUAAAUUGGAAUCCUCCCCGUAUAGGGGAAAUUGCAACCUAACCAUUAAAGUUAGUAAGACUCAAGAGUGGGCGACCCUCCUCAAAGCCCCUGAGGGGACUUGGUGGGCCUGUACUUCGGGCAUGACCCCCUGCAUCACCCCCUACGGAAUGACCAAAGAGGACCUCUGUGUUUUGGCCCAUAUCCUGCCCCAUGUAUACUAUUCCCAUGGCGAAGAAGGGUGGGCUCACCUUGAACGGCAAGGAACAGACUACCUCGGACCAAUAAGACGGAAACGUGUCCCGAUAGUAGUUCCUAUACUCGUGGGGACAGCCAUAGCAGGGACAGCGGCAAUGGGAGCUGCAGCCCUAGCUAAGGAGACUACUCUAGUACAGUUAGAUCAGCAGAUCAAUCAAGAUAUGGCCACACUAGAGGGCACUAUUGAAUCUCUCGAAGGGUCCCUAUCUUCGUUGGCCGAGGUGGUCCUGCAAAAUCGUAGGGGACUUGAUUUGUUAUUCAUGAAACAGGGUGGGUUAUGUGUGGCCCUGAAUGAGGCCUGUUGCUUUUAUGCCAACCACUCCGGAAUGGUGAAGAAAACUUUAAGUGAGGUCAAGAAAAGAAUAGAAGAUAGAGAUAACCGUCUAAGGGACCUGAGCGAGGACAGCUGGUUCGCAAAUCUAUUUUCUUGGCCCUCUUGGUUAAAAACACUAAUUAGUUCCCUGGCAGGGCCUCUGAUCACCCUACUUCUACUUCUUACCCUGGGGCCUUGUCUAUGGAGGUCUUUGAUCUCCUUGAUUAAAAGGAGAACUGAGAAGGUUAUGCUCCUGGAGUCUCAGUAUGUCGAGGAGCAAUAUAGCUCAGAAGAAGAAGAAGAAGAAGAAGAAGAUGAAUCAAGGAUUUGAUUCCCAGCUAAGACUAGUGGGGAAUGUUAGAGGCAGUAACUCUAAAAUAGUUAUAGUUGCUUUUUAAGUUUGAGUUUUAAGAAUAGUUUAAAUAUAGUUGCUUUUUGCCUUCCUGACCAGUGAGGUGGAAAA